Messenger RNA from Ogataea angusta, 1146 nucleotides. RefSeq lists its product as uncharacterized. NCBI's taxonomy places the organism in Eukaryota, Fungi, Ascomycota, Pichiomycetes, Pichiales, Pichiaceae. Gene Ontology annotation, molecular function: RNA binding. Gene Ontology annotation, biological process: regulation of alternative mRNA splicing, via spliceosome; mRNA cis splicing, via spliceosome. The record is from RefSeq and is a predicted model, not a curated record. Bases 1 to 1146 code for a protein of 381 amino acids. The transcript has a single exon. Gene Ontology annotation, cellular component: U2-type prespliceosome; U2 snRNP; catalytic step 2 spliceosome.
AUGUCCGAUGUUCCGCCAGACGAGAUCCGUGCGGUCAUCGAGAAGACGGCCGGGUUCGUUGUGCGCAACGGCGAGUCGUUCGAGCAGAGGCUGCUGACGAAGGAGGCCAACAACCCCAAAUUCGCUUUCCUCAGAAAGGACGAUGUGCACCACCAGUACUACCAGAAAUGCAUACGGGAUCUGCGGAGCGGCGAGGCCAAACAGCCGCAGAAAGAGGCUCCUGAGGUACCGGAGUUGCGCUUUAUCGUAUCGCCCGGCAAGGUUUCUGCCCUGGAUGUGGACAUGAUCAAGCUUGCGGCGCAGUAUGUGGCUCUGAACGGCGACGAGUCGAUUGAGGUGCUAAAGGAGCACGUUUCCCAUGACAAGAAACAGUCUAUCCAGUUUGAGUUUCUGAACGCGUCGCACUCGCUGCACGGGCUUUUUGAGAAGUAUUUGGAGUCCUACAAGCUGAUAUUAACAGAAAAGGAGAAAAUACAGCACGAUGUGGAAAAUUACGACCAGACAGAAUUUUUGCACCGCUGCUACGUGCGCGCCCAGCAGAUGGCCAAGGCCGAGGAGGAACAGACCAAGGAGAAGCAGCGGCUGGAGAAGGAGCAGAUGGAAUUCGCGUCGAUCGACUGGCAGGACUUUGUCGUGGUGGAGACCAUCGAAUUCACAGAGGUCGACGAGGUGGCACAGCUGGCGCCGCCGCUCGACCGGGGAGAACUGGAGUACCGCUCUUUGCUGGAGAAGGGAGAGGAGGCAUUUUCUGAGGAGGAAGAAGGAGAGAGCGCGGAGAACGAAGAGGACGAGGAAGUGCCUGUGUACGAGGAGCAGAAGGAGGCCGUGGAACCGCCAAAGGCACGUCCGGGCAUGAAAAUCCGGUCCGCGGGCGAGUCGCGGCUCAAGAGGAAGCACGAGGACCAGAAGUUUGCGGAAAAGACGAAGAACGGCGAACGACAGGUCGUUUGUCCGUUGACCGGACAGCUGAUUCCAGAAAGCAAGUUUGGCCAGCAUCUGGCCAUUCUGUUGCGGGACCCAAAGUACAAGGAGGAAAAACAGCGGUACGAGGCCAAGAUGAAGUACGGCGACGGGCUGAGCACGGACGAAAUAUACGACAACAUCAAACGGCUCGCGGAGAUCGACAAACGACAAAAGACACAGUGA